AUGGCACCGACCGAAGCUAAGUUCCCUGUAAUCCUCCCCAAUCAACACCUAAUUACCUUUUUAAAUGUAGACUGGUUCCGUCGUCGCUACCGCCACGCCAACCGAGAGACCAUCUUCAACGAAAUUAGCCAACGUUUUGAAAUCCCGAAGCUGAGACGUCUGUUGGACAAAGUUGUGAGCAAAUGUACAUGGUGUCGCAUCCUGAAGGCUUCACCGAUACCACAUGCCAUGGCCCCGCUUCGUGAGAUGCGCUUGAAGGCUUUCGUUCAACCCUUCACAUUUACUGGGGUGGAUUACUUCGGUCCGGUGCUGGUUAAGGUAGGCAGAAGCAAUGCCAAGCGAUGGGUGGCCCUCUUCAACUGUCUCACCAGCAGAGCUACACACUUGGAGGUGGUACAUUCAUUGAGCACAGAAUCGUGCAUCAUGGCGGUCCAUAGUUUUGUAUCGCGCCGCGGUAUUCCGAAGGAGUUCUGGUCAGAUAAUGCGACUUGCUUCCAAGGCACGAGCAACGAGUUAAAGGCACACACCGAAGCAAACAAGACGCUAGUCGCGAAAUUCACCACGGUGCAGACUACGUGGAAGUUCAUCCCACCAGCAACACCACGCAUGGGCGGUGUGUGGAAAAGGCUUGUUCGCUCUGUUAAGGUAGCGACUGAGGCAGUGCUGAACGGUCCUCGUCGGCCAGACGAUGAGACACUCGAAAAGAUCCUACUUGAAGCGGAAUCAAUGAUAAACUCCAGGCCACUCACUUACAUCCCUCUAGAACAUGCAGAUCAAGAAUCGCUGACGCCUAACCAUUUUUUGUUGGGAAACUCAUCCGGCAGCAAAUUCCUCCCAACGAAGGCGGUGGACUAUCGUAUGGCCCUUAGAAGCAGUUGGAAAUUAGCCAGAUUCAUCACCGAAGAGUUCUGGCGCAGGUGGCCGAAGGAAUACCUUCCAGCUAUCACACGCAGAUGCAAAUAG
Topomyia yanbarensis is the source of this 963-nucleotide messenger RNA. RefSeq lists its product as uncharacterized. The transcript has a single exon. The coding region runs from base 1 to 963 and encodes 320 amino acids. Gene Ontology annotation, molecular function: nucleic acid binding. The record is from RefSeq and is a predicted model, not a curated record. Lineage: Eukaryota; Metazoa; Arthropoda; Insecta; Diptera; Culicidae. Gene Ontology annotation, biological process: DNA integration.